AUCUCCUCUUUGUGGUUCAUUAUUUUCCCUUAAACCAAUCAUGGACUUGAUCAGUUUCUUCUUUGGAGUUUCAGGCAAUGUCACCUCACUGAUGAUAUUUCUCUCGCCGAUAGGUACAUUCUUGAAGGUGGUGAAGAACAAGUCCACCGAAAAAUAUGACAGCCUUCCAUAUGUUUGUGCAUUACUGAGUUCAUGCCUUUGGACUUACUAUGGCAUCAAAAAACCAGAUGGAUUACUUGUUGCCACAGUCAAUGGAUUUGGCAUUCUUAUUGAAAGUGUAUAUGUUGCUUUGUUUCUCCUUUUUGCUCCUACAAAGAUGAAGGCUAAAACCAUGGCUAUGGCAGCGAUUUUGGACGUCGGUUUUCCGGUUGCAGCUAUUUUAAUCACUAGAUUAACUCUGCAAGAGGAAGCACAGAUUAAUACUUUAGGAUUUCUGUGUGCUGGCCUGAAUAUCAUUACAUACGGCUCUCCUUUAGCCGCAAUGGGUAGAGUGGUGACAACAAAAAGUGCCGAGUACUUACCCUUUUCCCUCUCAUUCUCCAUUUGCAUAAAUGGAGCCAUCUGGACGAUUUAUGCAAUAUUAGUGCACGAUUAUUUCAUCGGAGUAUCAAAUGGGUCGGGUUUUGUACUGGGAGCAGCACAAUUAGUCCUCUAUUAUAUGUAUCCAUCAAAACAUAAAGUGGGCGCAUUGGAGGAGAAAGGGCAACAUGAACCCCUUAUUCUACCUUCAGAACAAGAAGUUGACUGCAACAAUCAAGUUUAGAAGUAAUAGAAUGUAAUUUGAACAAAUUUUAUAUUAUAUGAGAAUAAUGAUGAUCAUCUCAUUUGAAAAUUUUAAAUUGAUUGACAACGUGUGCUUUUAGUUUUCAACACA
Molecule: messenger RNA, 874 nt
Organism: Olea europaea var. sylvestris
Lineage: Eukaryota; Viridiplantae; Streptophyta; Magnoliopsida; Lamiales; Oleaceae
Product: bidirectional sugar transporter SWEET17-like
Exons: 6
Coding region: 41-763 (240 amino acids)
Biological process (GO): carbohydrate transport
Cellular component (GO): membrane
Molecular function (GO): sugar transmembrane transporter activity
Source: RefSeq, a predicted model, not a curated record